Messenger RNA from Melitaea cinxia (Glanville fritillary), 783 nucleotides. RefSeq lists its product as uncharacterized. The transcript is spliced from 2 exons. Bases 1 to 759 code for a protein of 252 amino acids. The record is from RefSeq and is a predicted model, not a curated record. Gene Ontology annotation, molecular function: chitin binding. Gene Ontology annotation, cellular component: extracellular region. NCBI's taxonomy places the organism in Eukaryota, Metazoa, Arthropoda, Insecta, Lepidoptera, Nymphalidae.
AUGUUCAAUAGCAUCUUCGUGACAUUUAUUAUCCUAAUCAAUAGCAAAGAUGUUUUUGGAUUAUGGAAUCCCUAUAAUCCUGAAUGUGGACGUUACGGUUUUGUUUGUGAAGGAGUUUCGAAAGUUAGAUUAUGCGACGGGGACAAGUUACUGGGACCGUCUUUCCUUUGUCCCGCUAACACAGUAUGUAAUGAAGAGUCUACUGAUCUCUGUGAGGACACUAUAAGCAAUAUAGAUUCUUCCAUUACAAAGAAUGUUCGAUGCCAUCGCAGUGAAAGAAUUGCAGAUCCAACCGUCCCUGACUGCAAAGGCUACAUCUUAUGUAUUCCUAACAAAAAACGCUUUCAAGGCAUCAAAUUUAAAUGUACUGGAAACACAAUUUUUAACGGAUACACUCGUGCUUGUACCUCUCCCGAACAAUACAAGUGCCCACUUGUUAAUACUGCCAAAACCAAGCCACAAUUUUACGAAGACAAUAAACAAAUAAAUUCUAAUCGUAAUAACUUUCAAACUUCGAAUGGUCCGGGUCACAAAUCUAUAGAUUGUAAAAACUACAAGUUCACAGUAACGCAAGACGAUAGCCCCUCACGCGCAACAUUCUUCUGCCCUUCGAAAUCAACAAGAGGUGGAAGCUCACUUUAUUGCACUGUAUUUUCAAACAAUUUUUGUGUAACGUUAGAAAGAGAUAUGGAAGACCAAUUUAUGCAAAGCACGGGCACAGCAUUUCGAAGACCUCGACAACAUUUUUUGAAAUCUUAAAAUACAUAAAAAUUUAAAGCAUGA